Messenger RNA from Meloidogyne enterolobii, 453 nucleotides. The record is from the annotation of a GenBank genome assembly. NCBI's taxonomy places the organism in Eukaryota, Metazoa, Nematoda, Chromadorea, Rhabditida, Meloidogynidae.
AUGGAAAAUCCAUCUAAUAAUAAAAUUCGAUUUAUUCCAAUUAAAACUUCAAACACAGCAGAAAACCCAGUAUCACCAAAAGAAGAAGAAAAACAUGACAUGUCCGAAGACGAUCCGGAAUUUUUGCCGGAAAUGUCAAAUAGCCAGAAAAAACGCCAAUCAUACCCAAUAGAUGUUAAAUUAGAAGUAAUUGAAUAUGCAAAGAAAACUUCGAGACAUGCUGCUGCAAGACAUUUUGGAAUUAGUCGAAAAUGUAUCUCUCAAUGGGUUGCUGUAGAAGAGAGACUUCGAGAAUUUAAAAAUGUGACUGCAAAAGGGGCAAAAUUGAGACUUCCGGGUGCUGGGCGUCGGGUACAAAAGCCUGAAACGGAUGAAGACGAAAAAGUAAGGAAAUGUUUCAUUUUGGUAAUAUUGGGUAACGUGACAGGCAUACUUAGAGGCAUGUUUCAGUGA